AUGAAGUUGUUGGCUGUAAGUUUUUUGAUUUUUUCAACUAUAAUUAAUUGCUAUUAUGCAAAUGUGCCGAAUGGAAAUCGCACCCUGAAUGUCAAGCCUACAUGUAACAAGUCAGGAAAAACUGGAAGUGGCAAUAAUGAGAAUAAUAGUAUAGACAAUAGUGCAGACAAUUCAGUAGGAGGUGGAGGAGCUGAUGAAAAUAAUGGCAACUCAGAUGAUAACAACAAAAAUGAAAAUAAUGAGGGUGUAAAAGAUGAUAGUAGUAACAUUAAGGAAAAAGAAGCAAAACAGACUUGUGAUGCAUCUGCAAACAGAGAUUUUCAAAAUAUGAUGAAACCUUUUAACGAUAUGUUAGAACGAGGAAAAUUAAAUAACAUGAAUUUAGAAAAUCUUCUAAACAGUGAAAUAUUUCAGGGAAAAGGGGGAAAAUUAAAUAUAGAAAAUAUUUUAAAUAAUGAAAUAUUUCAUUCGUUCCUUAGUUCGUUAGACGGUGAUAAAAAGUCAGGUGAUAAUAAUAAUAAUGAUGAUAGUAGGGCUAGUACAUAUGGUGCUUUAUUUAAAGAUAUGUUGAGUUCGUUUAAUAAUUCUAACUUGAAUAAUAAAGGAGAAAAUGGAGUAGAAGGAGAAGAUGGAACAAAGGGUAGCGAAAAUAAGGGAAAAAAUAUUCAGUUAACCCCGGAACAACUUAAUAAAAUUAAUGAGUUAAAAGAUAGAUUAGAAAAUGUUUUAAAAAAUGCAGGAGUUGAUGUAGAAAAAAUAAAAGAAAAUAUUCAAAAUGAUGACUUUUUAAAAAAUAAAGAAUUUUUAAAAGAUAUUCUUGCAAAACUUCCAGUAAAUGCACCAAUUAUGAAUUUUGGGGAUAAACAUAAUGGAAAUAUGUUUAACUUAGAUACAGUAGAUAUGAUGAAUAUGUUAAAAAAAGUGAACAAAGGUGAUAAAAUGGGUUUGAACAUAGAAGAUGAUGACUCAACAAAAAUUGGAAAAGAUGAUGAAGCGUAUGAAUAUGAUGAGGAUGCUGUUGUUACUGAUGAAAAUAAUGAUAUAAAUACAAAUAGUUUUAACGCAGAUCAGUAUUUACUAAACUCAAACAAAGAUAUAUCAUUAGUAGAUAGACUAAGUUUCAAUAAUUUUGUUUCUAAUGAUAAAAAAUUUGAUUGUUUUGAUAUAAACACAUAUAAACCUAGUCUAGGUGGUAAUAAGGUAGACGUUACUGCAAACAGUAUCAAUAGAAAAUUAUCUGAUGGGGAUUCUUUAGAAGAUUAUGAUGAAUCAAACAAUUCAAAUAUUAAUGUUACAGAUAACAAUGGAUCAAACGGUAGUAAUCAUAUUAGUAGUAGUAGUAGUAGUAGUGGUAAUUCUGCAGGAGGAGAUAAGGAGGAAUUAAUAGCAUCAUCGUCAGGUGCAGGAAAAAACUCAAACCAAAUGACAAAUUCUGUUAUUGGAGGUAAUCAUUUUUUUGAUUUGAGCAAUGUACAGAAGCCGAAAUCAUCUAAAAAAUCAUCAUUGUAUGGUGCAAAGAAAGGAAUUAAGAAGGGAAAACAUCGUAAAGGAGGUAAGAGAAAGAAAAAAAAUAAAAAAAGAAAUCCUGGUCAAGUACCUUUCAAAAUGGACACUUUAAAAGAAACAGUAAGAGGUAUUAAUAAUCCUAAUAGUAGAGAAAUGAUUGAAGGAAUUAUAAAAAAAUAUAUAUCUUUGACUCCAGAUGAUGGUGAUGAUGACGAUGAUGACGAUAAUGAAAAUGGAGGAAAUGAUAAUGCAAACCAAGGAGAAAGUGGUGAUGGUAAUAAGGAGGAUGAAUUAAAUAUAAACGAAUUUAGUAUAAAAGAUAUUAAAAAAUUAAUUUCAGAUGGUAUAUUAACAUAUGAAGACUUAACUGAAGAAGAAUUGAGAAAAUUAGCUUCACCUGAUAAGGUAUUUUAUGAGUUAUCUCCAUAUGCAACAGAGGAUAAAGACUUAUCCAUAAAUGAAACUUCUGCUGUAUCAAAUGAACAACUAAAUGCAUUUUUAAAAAAGAACGGACAAUAUCAUAUGAGUUAUGAUUCUAAAAAUAUUGACUAUUUGAAACAAAAGAAAUCAGAAAAGAAAGAAGAAGAUCAAGAAGAAGAUACCUUCUAUGAUGCAUAUAAACAAAUUAAAAAUUCCUAUCUUGGUAUUCCAUCAAAUUAUUAUCAUGAAGCUCCUCAAUUAGUUGGAAACAAUUAUGUAUUUACUUCUGUAUAUGAUAAAAAACAAGAUUUAAUUAAUUUCUUAAAACGAAGUAAUGGUAUGACCGUGGAUGAUGCUGUUAACGGUUCGGGAACAGGUUCAACUCCAUAUAAAUCCAAAUUUUAUGACAAAUAUUAUAAAAAAUUAAGUGAAUAUAGAAGAAGAGAAGCUUUUAAAAUACUUAAAAAACAAAAGGAUAAGGAGAAACAAUUAAAAUUAAAACAAAAAUUGGAAAAUGAAGAAAAAGACGAUCUGAAUAAUUUUUCACCAAAAAAUAAACUUGCUGGUAAUGCCAGUGAUAAUUAUGGUGUUCAAGUCUUUUCAAAAGAUCAACUUGAAAACUUUGUAAAAAAUUUUAAUAGUCAAAAUAAUAGUGAUAUUCUAAGCAAUUCAGGUCAAACAAGUAUGAACAAUAAUACAAACAAUAAUAAUAGCACAAAUGACAGUGAAUCAUCAUUUAAUAAUGGUUCAAAUGGUUUUGUUACAUUCGAUGGAAAGGAUGUAGUUGGAUCAUCGAGCAAUGAAGAUACCAGUGUAGAUGAAAAUGAUCAGGUGUUGAAUGAAGAAGAGGAUUUGAACGAGGACGACGAUGAUUAA
Molecule: messenger RNA, 2802 nt
Organism: Plasmodium malariae
Lineage: Eukaryota; Apicomplexa; Aconoidasida; Haemosporida; Plasmodiidae
Gene: PTEX150
Product: translocon component PTEX150, putative
Exons: 1
Coding region: 1-2802 (933 amino acids)
Source: RefSeq, a predicted model, not a curated record